GUUCCUAUCUGCCCUGCUCCACUUCCAGUUGUAGUUGGACUUGUUCCAAUCGGUUCUACUCCAGCUCCAACUGUAACUCCAUUUGUUCCUGCUCCAUUUCCAGCUGAAACUGAACUUGUUCCAGCAUCUACUGGUCGAGCACCAGCUGUAGCUGGAUUGGUUCCUAUAUUUACUGCUCCUUUUCCACCCGAAACUAGACUUGUUCCCGCUCCUGCACUCACACCAGCACCUAAUCCUGCACCUGAAUCUACAUCUGUACCUAUACCAGCACCUUUACCUACUCCUGUAACUUUACCUUGGGAUGCGCUUCCUUUACCUACACUUACACCUACACUUGCACCUACUCCUGCACUUUCACCUGUACCUAGACCUGCGCCUACACUUGAACCUCCACCUUCACCUGUACCUACUCCUGCACCUACACCUGCGCCUGUACUUACACCAGCACCUUCACUUGUACCUACUCCCGCACCUACUCCUGUCGCUCCACCUACACCAGCACCUUCACUUACUCCUGCAACUUUACCUUUAGAUGCGCUCCCUUCACCUACACUUGCACCUACUCCUGCACUUUCACCUGUACCUACUCCUGCACCUACACCUACACCUCUACCUAUACCUACUCCUGCACCUACUCCUGCAGCUCCACCUAUACCUGUACCUCCACCUACACCUGCGCCUAGACCUUUACUUGAACCUACACCUGAACCUCCACCUACACCUGAACCUCCACCUACAUUUACACCUGCACCUGCACCUACGCCGGCACCUCCACCUACACUUACACUUGCACCUUCACCUCCACCUACACCUGCACCUGCACCGACACCUACGCCUACACCUGCUCCUAGAUCUACACCUCCACCUACACCUACACCUGCGCCUACGCCUGCACCUCCACCUACGCCUACACCUGCUCCUAGAUCGACACCUCCACCUACACCUAAACCAACACCUCCACCUACAACUGCACCUGAACCUACACCUCUACCUACACCAGCACCUGCACCGACACCUACGCCUACACCUGCUCCUAGAUCUACACUUCCACCUACGCCUACACCUGCGCCUACCCCUGAACCUCCACCUACGCCUACACCUUCUCCUAGGUCUACACCUCCACCAACACCUUCACCUGCAGCUGAACCUAAACCUCCGCCUACACCUGCACCUACACCUCCACCUACACCUCUACCUACUCCUACUCCAACACUUGCGCCUAUGCCUGCACCUCCACCAACACCUACACCUGCUCCUAACUCUACACCCCCACCUACACCUACGCCUACACCAGCACCUCCACCUACGCCUACAUCUGCUUCUAGAUUUACACCUCCACCUAAACCUAUACCUGAAUCUAUACCUACACCUGCACCUCCACUUACGCCUACACCUGCUCCUAGAUUUACACCCCCACCCACAUUUACACCUGCACCUGAACCUACAUCUACACCUGCACCUCCACCUACAUUUGCACUUUCAUCUAUUCCUGCAAAUUUACCUUCAAGUGAACCCCAAUCACCUACACCUGCAACUACACUUCCACCUUCACCUACACCGGCACCUUCGCCUGCACCGUAA
This is a messenger RNA of Topomyia yanbarensis, 1581 nucleotides long. RefSeq lists its product as uncharacterized. Lineage: Eukaryota; Metazoa; Arthropoda; Insecta; Diptera; Culicidae. The annotation marks the transcript as partial. The record is from RefSeq and is a predicted model, not a curated record. The transcript has a single exon.